Messenger RNA from Balaenoptera musculus (blue whale), 5932 nucleotides. It is a transcript of the gene RIMOC1, whose product is annotated as chromosome 3 C5orf51 homolog. The record is from RefSeq and is a predicted model, not a curated record. Gene Ontology annotation, biological process: mitophagy. NCBI's taxonomy places the organism in Eukaryota, Metazoa, Chordata, Mammalia, Artiodactyla, Balaenopteridae. Bases 195 to 1076 code for a protein of 293 amino acids. The transcript is spliced from 6 exons.
GGAGAGAGAAUUCCGAGAAGGAAGGAAAUAACCCGGAACAACCUGUGCGGGCCUGAGCCUGCCCUCUUUUGCAGCUGGGGUCCCCUCCCACCUAUCAGGAGAGCUCCACGCCCCCACUCCCCGCCGACGCCGGGGUAUCAGGUGACCGCAGGCCGGCGCAGUCACGUGGCUAGGCGCGCCCGCCCGUUGUGGCCAUGGCCGCCUCAGGCUCCAGUGUGGUGAGGCGAGUGGAGGAGCUCGGGGACCUGGCUCAGGCCCACAUACAACAACUUAGUGAAGCCGCCGGCGAAGAUGAUCACUUUUUAAUUCGGGCCUCUGCAGCUCUAGAAAAAUUGAAACUUCUGUGUGGAGAAGACAAAGAAUGUUCAAAUCCAUCAAAUCUUCUUGAACUUUACACACAGGCUAUUUUGGACAUGACGUAUUUUGAGGAGAACAAGCUAGUAGAUGAAGAUUUUCCUGAAGAUUCUUCACAAAAAGUAAAAGAGUUGAUCAGUUUUCUUUCAGAACCAGAAAUUUUGGUUAAAGAAAAUAAUAUGCAUCCAAAACACUGCGAUUUGCUUGGGGAUGAACUCCUGGAAUGUCUCUCUUGGAGACGAGGAGCCCUACUCUACAUGUAUUGUCAUUCUCUGACCAAAAGGAGAGAAUGGCUCACAAGAAAAUCUAGCUUGCUUAAAAAGUACCUUGUUGAUGGAAUCAGUUACUUGCUACAGAUGCUGAAUUUUCGGUGUCCCAUCCAGUUAAAUGAAGGAGUUUCUUUCCAAGACCUAGACACAGCUAAAUUACUGAGUGAAGGAAUAUUUAGUGACAUUCAUUUGCUGGCUAUGAUGUACAGUGGAGAAAUGUGUUACUGGGGAUUGAAGCAUUGUGCAGAUCAACAGCCAGAAAAUCAUGAAGUGGAUACUGCUGUUUCUGGAGCAAGCUACACUACACACAAAGAACCUUUGGAUUUCCGAGAAGUAGGAGAAAAAAUUUUGAAAAAGUAUGUAUCUGUGUGCGAAGGACCCCUGAAAGAACAAGAAUGGAAUACAACAAAUGCAAAACAAAUUUUAAACUUCUUUCAGCAUCACACUAACUAGUAAGUUCAUCUAGUCCUUUUCAAACAGAAAAACAAAAAGGCUCAGGAAAUGGAAGUUCCAGAAAAGAAGAUAUAUUGAUACUGAAUUUAGGAAUAUUACACUACAUAAAAAUAGCCAGCAUGGUUACCCUUUUUUAAAUGCCAUCACCAUCUUUCACUAUAUAUUCUUUUUUUUUUUUUUAAGAUUUUUUUUGAUGUGGACCAUUUUUAAAGUCUUUACUGAAUUUAUUACAUUAUUGCUUCUAUGUUUUGGUUUUUUGGCCGUGAGCCAUGUGGGAUCUUGGCUUCCCGACCAGGGAUCGAACCUGCACCCCCUUCAUUGGAAGGCAAAGUCUUAACCGCUGGACCGCCAGGGAAGUCCCUCACUAUAUAUUCUUAAACCUGUGAAGGAAUGAUUCUUUAAUUUCUAAAAUGGCAUUUAUGUUAUUCUAACUCACUCUGAACUACAGAUAUCCUGUAACUAAUACUAAGGAGAAAUCCAAUUUAUCUCUAUAAAGAUUUUUUUUCUAUUACUUUAGAUUUUUUUUUAUUGUGGUACAAUAUACAUAACAUAAAAUUGAACAUUUUACCUGUUUUUAGAUUAUUUUUUAAUCUCCCUGUCUUGAAGUUUGCUACACUUCAGAGAUUAAAAUCGUCCCGUCUUUCCUUUGUAUAUAUGCUAUAGACAUAAAAAUUGGCAAAAUGAAAAAUUGUGACUAAUAUCCAUGUACCAUUUCCAGAAUAAGAUAAAUAAUGGAAGACUCCACAAAAGAAUUUUUGUUUGUUUCACCACGUACUAAUGGCAUUUAAAAUUUUUAGUCUAUUAGGCAUUUUAUAAAAAUUUCAAAAUGAUUUUCCUAUUUUGUUUAAAAGAAUAUGCAUGGUUUAUUAAAUGAGUAAUGAAGAUGAAACCAAGUUAGGUUAGUCCGCCAUUAGUCUUAUGUCUUUAGAGCACAUCUUUUCAUGUUUUGAAAUUUUAAUAGUUUUUGUCUUUAAUUGUAGGAGUGAGUGUUAAAGGCCAAGAGCCCAACCUGGUAUCUUGCUGACAGUCUUUCUGUCUACCUCAGUUCCUGUUGUCGUCUUGGGGUGAUCUGUCUGAUACCUUGCCAAUAUCCUUCACCUCUGGGCCAUUGACUUCAUCACAUUCCAGGAACUUAACUCCCACGGCCUCAACAUGAAUAUCACCAUCCUGAGUUUCUCUUUCUGAAAUCUUAAAUUUCAAUAGCUAGUGACAUUCUUAUCUUUCCAGUUUUUUACUUCCUCAUUUUGAUUGAUUCUUCUCUCUUUCAUUUCUUUUCUAUCUCUUUAGCUUCCUCAUAGCCUCCUCCUCUUGCUGCCCCCCCUUUUCUCCUCACCAUCAGCCUCUUUCAGAUUUUCUUCCUUCCCUGUCCAGCCUUGGCCUUAUGGGGCACCAUAUGACGUGCUCUCCACAGUCCCUUCAAAUCCAUCGUCCCCUGGUCUUUCAACAUAAUCAUUCUGCAGUCCCUCAACAUUGAAUUAAUCCUAUCGUUCUACCUUCUUUUUUGGCAUGCUGAGUUCCAUGUGAAGUUCCUGCAGCUCCUUUAAAGCGGAAUCACUCUAAGUAUCUUGCCUUCAGCUUUAGAAGAGCCCUCAGCGUGAGCCUUUUGUCUGUUACUAGUGUGGCCCCUGUCCCUUUCCCACUGUGGCUAAUCCAAACCUCUGACUUGCCUCAUCACUUUCCUCUGGCCCUUUGUCCCCUCCCCUAGCACAUGGCUCUUGGUCCUGUCUUACAGAAAAUAGAGACUAUGAGGAGGUCAGUGUCUGCUUACCCGCUUUGCCCUACUCAUUUUCCCCCUUUUUAGAGGAGAAGAGGUAUCCUGCUUCAUGUUGAAGACUAGUCUGCACGUUUCCUCUCUGCCGGCUCCCUCAUUUCCCCUGGGGCUUCUCUUUUUUUCUGCCAAUAUCCUGUACUUAUUGCUCUUUUCCAGAAUACUUUUUUUUUUUUUCCUCCCUCUUCUCCCCUUUUUCCUUCCUUCCUUACUUUCUUUCUCCCUUUUUUCUUUUUUACUUACUCUAAAUACAGUUGACCCUUGAACAACACAGGUUUGAACUACGUGGGUCUACUUAUACGUGGGAUUUUUUCAGUAGUAAAUACUACAGUACUACACGAUCAGCGGUUGGUUGCAUCUCCGGAUACAGAGGAAUCGCGGAUAUGGAGGGCUGACUAAAAGUUAUACUCAGAUUUUUGACUGCCAGGAGGAUUGCACCCCUAACCCCCUCAUUGUUCAAGGGUCGGCUGUACUUUUAUGUGAUGUCAUUGAUAGCCAUGGCUUCUAUCACCUGUAAUGUAGGCUGACUCCCAAACCUGUAGCUUGAAUCCCAGCUUCUGCUCUCUAAACCUUUCUAAAUGCCUAUUAAAUAUCUUCACAUAGACAUCCCGUAGUAAUUUUAAAUUUGAUAUGUUCAAACAACUAAUCCUUACUUUUCAUCUAAAAUCUUUUCCGGUUCACGUUUUCUCUUUUUUCGAUCUUCCACGAAGCAGGGCAACACAGAAUGCUGUAACCUACUUUCUUCUGCCUACCUUGCCAGCCUCGUCUCUGCAGCUCUUCCUGUGUGAUCAUAUUCUAGUCCAGUGUUCCUUAGUCUCAUUUUUGAUCAACAUUCUGAUGGAGCUGCUUGGGACAAGGAGAGUCUCUCCCUAUCUCUGCCUUUGUCUCCUUGUUUAUCCUUACACAGCUAAGAAGAUUUUUAUUUAACUUAGCUUUUACAAGUUUUGCUAUGAAAAUACCUUCGUGCUUUCUAAGUGUAAAGGUUUAAAUCACAGACUGCCCACCCUCACCCCACCCUUUCUGGAGAAUCAUGAUCAAUCACACGUGUACUAGUUCCUUCCCCAAUGUGCCGUGUGUUUUUUUCCCUGAAUAUCCUCGUUACUUCUGGCUGGAACACUUUGCCCUUCUUUGUAGUCAAGUGAAUACCUAUUUAUCCUUCAGGACUCAGCUCCAGUGAUAUUGGAUCCAUAAGGCUUUUUCCAGCCCUUUUCAGUCAACGUCACAUGUUACUCUGCUUCUUCUCCCUGAAACUUCCCCAACCCAUGUUAUCACACUGAUCACAUUGCUUCAUAGUCAUUUUUCUUAUGAGUUGGCAAACUCCAUAUUUUAAAAAUUUAUCUUUAUGCAUAGUGCUUAAUGAAUGGUAAGCCCUUGGUAAUGUUUUUUGAAUUAAUAAGAGGCAUGAUUCUUAAGUGCCGAAGUCUGCCCCAAAAGGGUUACUGCUCUUGGAUUCCAAACUGCCGUGACCUCUGUACCAGUGGUUGACAAGGCCAAGAGAGAAUUACUCCUCAGAGGAGUAAAGUAUUAUUUAGAUCUAGGACCAGAGAAAAGUAGAGAGCUUUCUCUUCAGAAGCUGGGAACUCCAUUUUGUCUUCAUGACCUUGUGAACCACUUGGGUCUCUCACUGGUUGGUACACUAAUGGCGGUACUGUUGGGUGCUUUUCAUACAACUUUUUCAUCCCCCACACAAUUGGAGAAUAAUUCGUAGACCAUAACAGUUACAAUGCUUUUUACUGUGAUGUAUUAACAAAACAAUGGGCAGUACAUUUUUGUAUGUGUUAAAGCCUGCUAUGUAAGUUCUGUUCCAUUUAGAAUGGAUUAACUUCAAGAUACCAAAUACUCCACAUAAGGAAAGUACUAUAAUUACUAUAAUUCACUCAUCAACAACUAUUAUGUGCCUAUUACAUGCUAGGUUUUAUCCUAGGCACUGAGUAUAUAGCUUUGUAAAAAACACUGGAGUUUGUUUUCUAGUGGAGGAAGUUAACGCAUUUUAAGAAAUAAAUGUGUAGCUUGGUGAGUGAUGAGUGCUAGGAAGAAUAAAGCAGGGCAUGGGGCUAGUGUGACUCGAGAGGGGUGCUGUUUUAUUUAGGGUGGUUGGGAAGGCACCUCUAAGCACCUGUCUACUUCAGCAUUUGGGUCUACCCCUCUGGUUGAAUACUAUUCAAUGUGCCGUUGCACAUUCAGUAUAUUCAUGAAGUUUCUCUUUCUUAUGGAAGUUUUGAUGCUGAAUUAAACAAUGAAUCACUACCUAAGAAAUUCUCAUUUUGAUCCCAUUUAAAGGGUUUCUCUCCAGUGUGGGCCUUACUAAUGGGUAAGUGAUAACCUAAAGACCUUGUAGCAUUUAUUACACUUGGAGUUUCUCUCCAUUUUGAACUCUGUGAUGGUUACUAAAACUUAAACUCUGUUAAAGGAUUUUUCAUAAUCCUUAAAUUUGUAUGGUUCUUUUCCACUAUGAAUUUUCUCAUGUUAUCUAGGCUUUGAGACUUAGUUAAAGGCUUGUCUGCUUUGCUGCAUUUAUAGGGUUUCUGGCUACUGUGAAUUGUUUGAUGCUGAUUAAGGUCCAGAUCAUGAGUGAAGACUUUCCCUUAUUUGUUUGCAUACAGUAGAGUGAGGUGAGAGUCAUUGGCUAAAACCCCACAAUAAAAUUUACAUUCCUGCCUUUACAAUCAAUCCCACUGGGAAUUCUCUGAUGUUCAUUAAAGUGGGAGAUUCAUUUUAAUGCCAUUUUUAAAAAACCCACAGCUGGCUUAUAUGCUAGUUUUAGAUUGCUUGUCACUCUUCUCUCUCCACCUUCCAGGGCUCCUUUUCUGACUCCCAUAAGGAUACCCCUUCUGCCACAGAAUACAGGAUUCCAUAGUUCUCUAGUAUCACCUCCUUGUAUUAUUUUUUUUUAACACAAUAUGAGCUAUCAUGUUAUGGAAGUAUUACAUUAACAUACAUUUAAUGUAUCCACAGUUAAAAUAUGCAUUAUGUAUUCGUGCUGCUGUUGCUUACUGUUUUUAGUUUUCCUACUUCUAGUGAAAAUUUCCAACUAAAAUGUUUUGGAGCAUAUAAAAUUUUUUUAAAAAAAUAAAACCAUAGUCCCAUA